Mesocestoides corti is the source of this 2385-nucleotide messenger RNA. Lineage: Eukaryota; Metazoa; Platyhelminthes; Cestoda; Cyclophyllidea; Mesocestoididae. The record is from the annotation of a GenBank genome assembly.
AUGCGCGUCGUGGGAAACCUGCGCCUCCUUGGUCUGUGUCUGUGCCUCGCUGCAACCCCAUGCACCCUGUCUGCAGACGACCAGACGCGGUCGAAACGGCAAAUCACCAAGCCACAGUACCUCGUUGGCGCGGUCUUCCAAAUGAACGAGCGGAAUUCCUCGGAAUACAGAACCUUCAGGAGCUAUCCGACCUCCUCGUCACUGAUGUGGCACAGCUUCCUCCUCAAGGAGAAGGUCGUCCAUGUCAAGGACGUACACGACAGCUUCCAGAUGGCCAGUGCAACGGAUGGCGUGAUCGCCAUCUUCGCGCCAGUUUACCCCGAGACCCUGACCAUCGUGAAGUCGAUGACGGCGCAGCACGACGUCCUCGUUUUUACCACCACCGACGUUCACCACAUUGGCACCUCGGCCGCGGAGGUGGCGGGCUCCGUGAACAUCGUGAAACUUCGUCCCCUCACCGCGCCUGCUAUGAUUGACUUUAUGAUUCACUCGGAGUGGGAAGAUGUGCUCUACCUCUACGAAUCCGACGAAGCCAAAUACCGCCUGCGAUGGGUCCUCGAAAAGGCAAUUAAACGAGCUCCCAGAUUCACCGUUGACUUCCGCAAAAUUACCUGGAAACCGGAGCCAGGCACGGGCGAUGAGUAUGGCCUGCGACAACACGUGCAUCCGCGCACCAACGCCUUCCAGCGCAAGUCCAUUCUCAUCGACCUCUCGUCGCGUGAAAACACCCGAGAGUUGGUCGCUGCGAUCGGAUCAAUUAUGCCCGAGAGGGCGGAUUUGCACUUCCUCAUUGUCGGGGGCGAUAUCAACUACAUUAACGGUAGUUCUUUGAAAUUUGGUGGAAUCAACAUGACGGCGCUCUCAGACAUUAAUUUCGACUCGGCAGCCGUGAAGACGUACACGCUGGAGUUGAAUCCUCGUGCACGUGAAUCGACCCUGGCCAAUACAAACCUCUCGUAUGAAUCUGCUCUGCUCAUUGAUGGACUGAAGAGUCUGGUGCAGGCGCUGCAGCUUCUCAAUGAGGACGAUUAUGCAGGUCGACUUGAAGCGCCGGAAUUCUACGGAAACGCUGGAAUCAGUCGAUCUGGCAGUCUACCGUGCCAGCCAAACUCCGCGCCGGCGUUCUCAGCUCCAAUGAUCCUCAACAAACUGCGAAAGGUGAUUUCCUUCGGCGGUUUGACCGGGAACAUGCGCAUUGACAAGAACGGAUUCCGAAGCCACUUCACCUUGGAUCUUUGGGGUGUGAAAAUGAAGCAGUCCUUUUCUAAGCUAGGUGAAUGGAACUCUAAUGCAGGAAUUGUCAUGGAAUCACCGAUGGACAAGACCAACUCGAGUGUCAAGGUGGACCUCAACCGCGUGAGAAUUGUCUCUAGCAUUCUGCUCUCGCCAUUCAUGAUGGAGAAGAAGGACGCCAACGGGAAGGCGAUUAAGGGUGAAUACGAGGGAUUCUGCGUGGACCUGGUCAAAAAGUUGUCGGAGAUGAUAAAAUUCAAGUACAGAAUGAAGGCCGUCUCCGACGGCCAGUUUGGAAGCUUCGUCAACGGCAGCUGGGAUGGAAUGGUUGGAGAGCUGCUACGCAAGGAAGCCGACAUAGUCGUGGCUCCGUUGACCAUCACGUCAGAUCGAGAACGCGUGGUUGACUUCACAACGCCCUUCAUGGAGUUCGGACUGUCGGUGAUGUACCAGAAAAUUGACCGCCCCCACCCCGACCCCCUUUCCUUCAUGGAGCCCCUGUCCACGGAGAUCUGGAUGUGCAUCUCUUUCGCGUACCUCGGCGUCUCCGUGGUGCUCUUCCUUGUCAGUCGACUGAGUCCCGCCGAGUGGGGAGCGCCUCUAACCCAACUGAAGACCAUCAGCGACCCCGGCUCGGACGGCGACGACGCUCUAGUGGUCGAAGACAAUAAGGCUGGCGUCCACGGCCACAUGGACAACGUCUUCUCAAUUUUCAACAGUUUCUGGUUCGCUCUAUCGACAUCCCUUUCAGGCAGGAUUGUUGGUGGAGCAUGGUGGUUCUUCACGCUCAUAAUCGUCAGUUCGUACACCGCUAAUUUGGCCGCCUACCUCACCGUGGAACGCAUGACAAAUCCAAUCAAGUCCUACGAGGACUUGGCUCGCCAAUCGAAAGUCAAAUAUGGCAUUAUCAAAUCGGGUUCGACCCGCAACUUCUUCGAGAAGUCCAACAUAAAGAUAUUCCAGCGAAUGUGGAAGUUCAUGGAGUCGAAUCCAGACGUCUUGGCGCCUACCGUGAAAGCGGGUGUUGAGAGGGUGAUCAACUCCAACAAGGACUACGCCUUCAUCCUCGAGUCGACGAUGAACGAGUACUUCAAUCAGCGCAGACCCUGCACCACGGUGAAGGUGAGUAAAUUGCUGUCGCUGUUCUGCUGA